GUACAUAAUUGUCAUUGUGUAUUUUAUUGUGAUGUUCAAAUAUCAGAAACGAAGCAAAUCAGCACCAAAAUGAUUAAAAAUUUUACUGAAUCUGUUGCGAAUGGCGUUCUUUUGCAGCUAAAGACAACCGAGCAAGACUCAAAUCUUGCCGCUAAUAAUGAAACCUCUAAUCCAGUUACAUCUGGGAUAGCGGUGUCGGCGACCCCAUUAUACAGCGACGAACAAGUCCAGCUGGUGCAAUUAGCUUGCAAUAUACUGUUCUUCGGCCUGCUUGUAUUUUCCACAAUCGGCAAUGUAUUUAAUUUCUGCGUCUUGACGUGUACACGCUACAAAGCGCGUUCUUCAGUGCGGUACUACAUGCUGGCCACCAGCGUUGCGGAUCUCCUGACUCUAUGGCUCGGUGUUCCUCGAAGCAUAUUUAACAUAAGCCUCUUAAUGAAAACAGGAUUGGCGGCAUGGAUAACACGACAUCAGGAUCCCAUCGAAGCUACAUACUGCUUGCUUGAAGGAGGCCAGUUGACCUUUAUGAGCUUGUCUGACUGGAUACUUGUGGCAUUUUCCUUCGAACGAUUGCUGAUUCUUGUUAGCCCUUUCCGGUUCGGAUUCCUUCAACGGCCUACUGCAGCACGGAUUAUUAUUGCCGUUCUAACUGUCGUGUCUCUGGUGUUUAGUCUGUUUCAGUAUAUGAAAGGCUACGUGGCGUUUACUGCAGCGACAGUUCCUGAAUGGCUCGUUAGCUGGUCCAACAUUCAACGCGUAGCAGACAUGAUUGGAGUCCCGCUAACCUUCUUUCUAAUCCUCCUUCCAAGCGUUGCCCUAAUCAUUUUCCUUACAAAACAGCGUAAGUCCGACGUCUGUCAGCUACGAAUGCAGAACUCAAAUACCAGCAGUACAUUGGCUGCGACCCACCGGAAGCUUGCAGCGGCCAGCUCGGGAAACAGUAAAUUGAAUGCUCGCUCGCAAAUGGGAACCAAUCUACUCUUACUCGGCAGCGCAGCCUUCUAUACCGUCACUCGGCUUCCUUUUGUAAUCUAUCUGUUUCUGGACCCGGCAGUAUACACAGACUUGUCACCUUUCAUGCUCGCCAAACCCCUCAUGAACUUAACCAUUCUCUUGGGAUAUACGUUCAACUUCUUCGUUUAUAUCGCGAGUGACGUCCAGUUUCGAGAGCAUUUCGUCAAACUAAUUUUGCAGCCAAUAGCAGCUCACUGCAAUCGCUUCCGCCGACAGUCGACUGCAAAUUUCAGUUUUUGGUCUUCCGGAAAUCAGCAUCGGCAAAAACCGUUUUCCACACCGACAUCAAGCAAAGCUCUACUGACAGCCACUUCUUCGGUUUGACCAUUUCAGUUUCUUCCUUCAUAAUCAUAUGACACUUUGUACAUAGUUUCUUCACCCACUAGUUUGAUAUUUAAUUUUUUUGCGUACCGAAAAUCAUGCCAGUGACCAUGCAUGGUUUGCAAACACAUGUUGUACCCUGCGUCUGCCGUGUGACAUUUUGAGAUGGCAUAUUAGUAGUCAGUACUAGCUACUGGUAGGUGCAACGCGUAUCGGCGACGGUGGGGCAUUUUUAUUCUGCUGCAAAUCUGCUGUCUUUGUGGUGCAAAAAUUUUGCGACUUCUCAU
Molecule: messenger RNA, 1622 nt
Organism: Paramacrobiotus metropolitanus
Lineage: Eukaryota; Metazoa; Tardigrada; Eutardigrada; Parachela; Macrobiotidae
Exons: 4
Coding region: 70-1338 (422 amino acids)
Biological process (GO): G protein-coupled receptor signaling pathway
Cellular component (GO): plasma membrane
Molecular function (GO): G protein-coupled receptor activity
Source: RefSeq, a predicted model, not a curated record